GAAUUUAACCGAAGUUAGUUGCAGUGUUCACAACAAAAUUAACUGUUUCCGAAACAAACCCCCGUGUAAUUUUGGAGACAAACGAACCAUCCUCUUUCUUUCCUUUGGUCCUCCUCUCCUCUCCUCUCCGGUGAAGAAAGAAAGAAGUCAAUAAAAGCUUCCUUCUUUAAUGCUUCUCUUUCCUCUGUGAAACGAACAGGACCCAUUUCCAUUUUCAGUACUCCACAACAGUACAGAUUCGGAUACAGAUAUUACACAGAAAUUCGUCCUCGUGGACGACGAAACCCCCGCCCCGCCGGUGUGGUCAACACGUCGUUUGGCCGAUCUCAGGGCUACUAUGGGACAAGCAAAAGCAAUUUCGUAUAGACACACAUGUACAGAUAAGGUAGAGAAAUAGAGAGGGAUAUGAUGACAACAACGAGGGGUGUCUGUUAUCCGAAAAUGGGUCUGUGUUGGGAGAGAACACUGAGGAGAGAAAGAAAUUUGCCCGGAGAGCCCACAAAUGGCGGCCGGAAGCGUUUCAAAGUUUCGCCUGAGAGCGCCGGAAGAUGUGAUUUGUUCGAGGAGUUGCCUGACGAUCUCGUCGUUUCUAUUCUCUGCAAACUCAGCUCCUCCGCCACUCGUUCUGCGGAUUUUAUCAACGUUUUGAUAACGUGCAAGAGGUUAAACGAUUUGGGGCAUCGCUCCAUGGUUCUCUCCAAGGCUUCGAUGAAAAUGCUCGCCGUUAAAGCAAAGAACUGGAGUGAGUCAGCUCACCGAUUCUUGAAACAGUGUGCCGAUUCGGGGAACAUGGAAGCCUGCUAUACUCUCGGCACGAUUCGUUUUUACUGCUUGCAAAACCGAGCGAGUGGAGCUUCGCUAAUGGCCAAGGCCGCGAUUAAAUCCCACGCGCCGGCGCUUUACUCGCUGGCCGUGAUCCAUUUCAAUGGAAGUGGCGGCUCCAAGAACGACAAGGACCUCCGAGCCGGUGUAGCUUUGUGCGCGCGAGCCGCGUUUCUCGGCCACAUCGACGCGCUGCGGGAACUGGGUCACUGCCUCCAGGACGGCUACGGGGUGCGCCAGAACAUUGCCGAGGGACGCCGAUUCCUUGUCCAAGCCAAUGCUCGCGAACUCGCCAAUGUCCUCUCGAUGCCCGGUUCGGCUCUCAACUCGCGCUCCUUGCUGGCUUGGGACCAGCACCGCCAAAACACGACGGGCUCGGCUGGGUGUCCGUUGCUGAGCGACUUUGGGUGCAACGUGCCGGCGGCGGAGGCUCAUCCUGCCAGUCGGUUCCUGACGGAGUGGUUCGGGGAGGAUCGUGGUGGCGUGCCGGGUCCGGGGCUCCGAAUGUGCUCGCACAGCGGGUGCGGGCGACCCGAAACAAGGAGGCACGAGUUUCGUCGGUGCUCGGUGUGCGGCGCAGUGAAUUACUGCUCUCGCGCAUGCCAGGCGCUCGAUUGGAAGAUGCGCCACAAGGCGGAGUGCGCACCCAUGGAAAGAUGGCAGGAUGAGGGAGACGCUAACGUUAACGGGAAUAAUAUGAACGCGGAUGAUGAUGGGGAGAGCUAAUGGUGAGGGUGACGGUAACGGCAAUAGAGAGUCCUUCCCGAAAAUUGAAUAUAAAGUUGGGGUAUUGCAUUGUUCUCUUACACCUAAAUUAUAUAUUUCUUUGAGUUUAUACUAACUAAAUUAUCAGGAUGCUUUUGCAGUCACUUUUAGUACUGGAGGAGAUGUAACAGAUAUUAGUUCAGCCUCUUAUAUUUUUGUUUGUA
Molecule: messenger RNA, 1751 nt
Organism: Diospyros lotus (date-plum)
Lineage: Eukaryota; Viridiplantae; Streptophyta; Magnoliopsida; Ericales; Ebenaceae
Product: F-box protein At1g67340-like
Exons: 4
Coding region: 406-1548 (380 amino acids)
Molecular function (GO): protein binding
Source: RefSeq, a predicted model, not a curated record